GGCAAAGGGAGCAGCAGCUGGAGAAGGUAUAAGAUGGGGAUGAUGUCAUCAGCCUACUCUGCGGGUCUCCUCGUGCUGGUGCUGUCUGGGGUGGCUCAGGCCUUUAUGCCGGUUGGUGGGGGCACCUCCACCCACGCCACCAUCACAGGAAAUGCAGUGCUCAGUAAAAUCACUGAGGUGUGCCGGGCUGUGGCGGAAUCUGAGGGCAGGGAAUUCAAUCCUACGGGUUCAUCGGCAGAGGAGCUGUUGCGAGCGUGUCUAGGCACGGCCACUGGAGAAGUGUCAGCAGCAAAGUUCCGCACAGCGCUUAACCAAAUCUACAUGCAGAAUGGCCUCGUGGACCGCGACUUAGCCAACAGCCCGGCCCACCAUUUCAGCAACGAGGCCUUCGUCCAGGCCCGCACUCUCAUCACUGAGGGAACCGUCAGUGUGAAGGCCAAUGUCCGCAAGGAGAACUUCCAGGCAGCGAGAGAGACCCUAGGACGAGUCUGCCACACUUUACAAGAUUUUUACAGCCACAGUAACUGGGUGGAGCUGGGCAACAGAGGUCCCUACAUGAACCUCUUCCGACAAGACCUCCCCAUUGACAAUGUUGCAGAUAUCGAUACUCCUACGUGUAAUGACUGUGCCAGUGGUACAUGUCCAAAUCCUCUCUUGCCUGACAUCCUGACUCAUAAGAAACUUACCUCAGGAUACAUGGGUCUACUCUCUGCUACCAAACCUAAAGGUAAGUGUAGUCACGGAGGGGCAUCAGACAUGACCAGCACCCAGGUACCCCGCGGAGGCAUCAGCAAGGAUGAGCGCAGACCAGACAAUGCAGUGUUACAUGACGCUGCUGUAGCCGUGGCAACACAGGCCACUCUGGAGCUCCUGGAGGACAUCCGCGGGGCUGCAGGCAACAAAGAGUUCCUGCGAUUAAUGGGCAUUGCCCGCUCGUCUGUCCUCUGUUUUGUGAUCGACACCACUGGCAGCAUGGCUGACGACAUUGCAGAGGCAAAGAGGGUCGCCAAUAACAUCAUCGACAGCAAGAAGGGCACAGUUGAUGAGCCCUCUGAAUACAUCCUUGUCCAGUUUAAUGACCCUAAAUUUGGCCCUCUGGUUAGGACGACAGAUCCCGAAGUGAUGAAAGAAAAGAUCUCUGCUCUUGGUGCCAAUGGCGGUGGUGACACACCAGAGAUGUGCCUCUCUGGACUUCAGCUGGCUCUGACUGGUGCUCCCCCCUCCUCCCAAAUCUACAUCUUCACCGAUGCUCCUGCCAAAGACAUGCACUUGGAAAAGACCAUCAUUGCCCUGAUCCGCAGUACAAAGUCAACAGUGAACAUUUUCAUGACAGCCACAAAGAGGACCUCUAAGUACUCUGGGCGCAUCCCCAGGGCAGAUUUCCGUGUGUACUAUGAUAUGGCACUGGCCUCUGGAGGACAAGCCAUUGAAGUGUCCAAGAGCAGCCUGCCCCAGGCCACAGAGAUCAUUGUGGACUCCUCCACGUCUGCACUGGUGACAAUUCUGCAGAGGGCCAGAAACCCUGGCAAAGUAGAGACCUUUCCUUUCCUGCUGGAUGAGUCUGUCUCCAAUGUGACCUUGUACAUCACUGGGACUGCAGUAGCGUUCACUCUACAAAGCCCCACAGGUGUGUCUCAGGGUUCGACAGAGACCACUGGACCUUUGGGAACGAUUAAUACCGUGGGCAAUCUGAAACGAGUCAGGCUCAACACCCUAAACCAAACAGGAUUAUGGGAAAUCCACAUGAACAGUGGAAAUGCCUACACUGUCAAGGUCACCGCUCAGAGUACCGUCACUUUUGUUUAUGAUUUUGUGGAGACAUUCAAAGGGCCUCACCCAGGGUAUGGAGUCAUUGAUGGACGCCCACUGGCAGGCUCUCCAACCAAACUACUACUCACCCUCACUGGCCGACACGGACCCGAGAGUCUGAAGGUGAUGGAAGCAGCACUGGUGGAGGUGUCUGGCUCAGGUGUGGCCAAUGGAACAGUGGAGGAAAUGGGAGGUGGCAACUUCCUGGUUUCUGUGAACAGUGCCCCGGCAGGCGAGUUUGUGGUUCUCCUGAAGGGGAAGGACGUUUCCACCUCUAGCCGAUUCCAGAGGCAAACCACCACACAGAUGUCUGUGACUCCAGUGUCAGUCAAGGUUGUAGCUGACAACAAUAUGGAGCCAGGAAAAUCACUUGAUAUACCAUUCACCAUCAGCACCAGUGUGCCACGGACCAAGUUCAACAUCCGUGCAAGAAAUGACAAAGAUUUUCCCAUGACAUACCCUAACAGCAUUGUCAGUGGGAGCAGAUCCACAGCUGAAGGGACCCUGGCCAUCACUGCCCCGACCAACACUGCUUCAGGCACUGACAUCACUCUGACCAUUGAUGUCGAGUCUGAUGGAACCUCUGACUCAAACUACGCUGUGGUACGGCUCUCUGUGAUCAAAAAGGUUACAGAUUUCACACCACCAGAAUGUAAUAUGUUCAACAUCAACAACAGCUGCCCAACUGACUGCAGAAACGCUUCAUGGCACGCCACUGUUAACAUGACUGAUGGCAAUGGCACAGGAGUCGAGAAGGUCUGGAUACAGGAGGGCGAUGUUUCUCACUCUGCAAAUGAGACUGAGCAUGGCGGCGUAACGGUGAUCCAGUACUUCUGCCAAAUUUCCUGCUGCACCCCCAACCUGAAGGUGUCGGUCACGGACAAGGAGGGCAACGUUGGCACGUGCUUCCACUCCAUCAGGCCGACCACCACACCAGUCCCCUUCACCACACCCAAUGGCGGACCACCCUCCCUGGGUUUGGCAGUGCCACUGUGGAUAUGCCUGCUACUCUCUGCCACUGCCAUAGUCUGAGAUUUAGUCCCACUCUUGCAUUAAAAUUGGCAUAUGAGCACACCAAAGAGGGGUUGGAUUUUAUGUUGUUUCAUAUGGUUCAAAUUGAAUACUGCAACCAACCAGUAAAGGUGUGACCUUUAAUGCUCAGAAGUUGAUUUAGUAAUGCCACCAUCUUGGCACUACAUCCUACAAAUGCUGCCAAUAUACUGUUUGUGUGAAAGGUGGAGACUCACCUACACACAGUUCAUUGAAUUAUAAUUAUUUUCUGCACUAACACAUUAAACAGUAUGUACAAUCAAUGUGUAUGCAAUAGUGUUAGAUAUUCUGUUUCUGUAAUUUAGUAUACUAACUAUUCGUAUAUACUUACUUGCUAUUAAACUGAUUUUCUUUUCUAUCCCAUGUUAUUACAGUUAAUAAAUUAGACUGCAGGACA
Alosa alosa (allis shad) is the source of this 3256-nucleotide messenger RNA. RefSeq names its product von Willebrand factor A domain containing 11 (gene vwa11). Bases 34 to 2841 code for a protein of 935 amino acids. The transcript has 17 exons. The record is from RefSeq and is a predicted model, not a curated record. Lineage: Eukaryota; Metazoa; Chordata; Actinopteri; Clupeiformes; Clupeidae.